This is a messenger RNA of Suillus clintonianus, 1490 nucleotides long. Its product is annotated as acyl-CoA N-acyltransferase. Gene Ontology annotation, biological process: siderophore biosynthetic process. The record is from RefSeq and is a predicted model, not a curated record. The coding region runs from base 92 to 1360 and encodes 422 amino acids. Lineage: Eukaryota; Fungi; Basidiomycota; Agaricomycetes; Boletales; Suillaceae. The transcript is spliced from 4 exons.
CUUUGAUGAUCUUAUCAGAUUAACCAAGUUGUUGCGGCGUCGAUUGGUUUUUAGGCUUUUAGCUGAGGCUCAAGUCCACUGGCAAGCCCUGAUGGCUCGUGUUGUCCAACGUCUCAAGGCCAUACAAAAUGCACUCACUGACAUUCCUGUCAGUGUGGACCAGAAGGUAGAUGAAUUCAUCUUGCCAGAUGGUGCGGUGAUGACGGUUCGUUCUGCGUUGGCGAACGCUGCGCCACCGACAAAUUUCGUUCAUAUCGAUGGACUGGUUGUGUGCGAGUAUCAAUUACUCAAUCAAACCGCGCAGCUCGUAGUUUCAGCUAUCGGUACGCAGUUCGAAAAUACUGCAUCACAUGUACCAAGCUUUCGGGUGGUUGAGAUCCUUCCUUCCUCCAGCUCGCCACAAACGUCUAGUUACGACAUAUCUGUGAAAGAUAUGUGGGCGACUGUGUACGCACUCUUCACGCUGUUCCACGUUCAAGAAACCAUCCCGGUCGUAUUGUCUCAGAAGAUCAACAAUAGCGAGGAGCUACGCUCGUAUUUACUUCGAUCUGGUCUUGGGCGUACGGCACAUGCGCCUACGGCCUCAAACGAGGAGAUAUACUUGCACAGAGCCACGUUCUGGCAGGGUGCGGGAGCACAAGGAUACCAUACUCGUGGUUGGCUACCUUCAUCAUCAUUUUCAGUUGCGCCUUUUCCAUAUAUCCAGUCAUUCACCCGUACACCCACUGUUAUUACCGCGCACCCUCUUCGUCCCCCCAAGCCCAAACCGGGAGACACGCUAUUUAGGCGGUAUUGUCCAUCUAUAGGAGAGACUCUGGAGUUCACCUACUUCGAUCUCGGCAGCGGAUCGGAUAUUUCAGAGCAUCUAGACACGUUUCACCGUUGGCACAACCAAGAGCGAGUUAACAUGGCCUGGGGGGAGAGCGGGUCGCUGGAUAAACAUAGAGCAUAUAUCACGGAAGUAAUGAACGACCCUGCUGUUUUGCCUGUAAUGAUGAGCUGGAAUGGCGAGUGCAUGGGGUAUGCGGAGAUAACCUAUCUGAAGGAAAAUCAUGUGGCGCCCUACGUUCCCGGCGGUCCUGGAGAUUGGGACAGGGGCCUCCACGUCCUUGUCGGAGAGGAUAAGUUCCGUGGUGUUGAACGAACUAAUCUGUGGCAUCGUGCUCUGAUACACUACUGCUUCUUGGCUGAUCCCCGCACAGAAAGUGUGAUGGGUGAGCCCAAAGCUGAAAACACCUCCAUCAUCAAAGUAGAGUUUGACUCUGCCAUGCAUAUUGCGACAAUUUUUGAUUUUCCCUAUAAACGCUCUGCACUCGUCUGCGUUCCAAGAGAGCGCUUCUUUAGGCUGGACUUGCUGUGACAAUGAUGAGUACUGUUGAUAAAGAAACAUGUUAUCAUUAGUGAAACUAGAUGCGUACCGUCUGGCAUGGUAUAGAAUAGAGAUCAGGACAAGUCACAAUAGAAUGUGUUUUCUGUGGAGAACAAAUCAG